AUGGCUCUCCGACAUUUACUGGAAAAAUUGCCUCUACCAAGUUUACGUUUAUAUACGUCUAUUAGUUCUAUGUUGUUACUUGGAAAUCUUAUUUAUAUAAAUCAAUUGAUACAAUUCAGUGGCGACCGUGGAUCAAAUUCUAAGUCUGAAUAUACCGUUUCUAAUACUGCAACUAUUGAAACACUAUCGUCUCUCAAUAUAUCUAAGACAACAGAAGCUGUCAAUCAUACAUUAAAGAAAAUAAAUGAAUCAAUAUCAGUUGAAUCUUUUGCCACAAGCGAUCCAUUAUCGCUUACCUAUAUUCAAACGUUAUUUUCAAUUAUAAUUGCUGAACCAUUAUCAUUGCUGAUUUUAGUUAAUGCGGCUUAUUGUGCUUUAACAUUAGUAGGUAAAAGUAUUCAACUUGUCGUUUUUGGUGCCUUACGUCCAAUAGAAGUUCAACGUAUCAAAGACAAAUUUUGGAACUAUGCAUUUUAUAAAUUUAUUUUUUUAUUUGGUGUUUUAAAUGUUGAAGAUUUGAACGAUAUCGUUUUAUGGUUAUCAUGGUUUUCAUUAUUGGGAUUUUUAAUUGUCUUUGGUCAACUUAGUAAAGAUCGUUUUGAAAUGGUAUGUAUUUAAAAAUAGUUUUUUCAAGGUGCACAUGGGCUAUGAGCUUGCUCCUUUCACUGAAAUCAGCAUUAUAACUCAAGAAACUUAGCUUACCAGGGAGCCGCUCGAGAUGAUACUCUCCGUUUUUCUUCGUUCAUACCUCAGUUGAUAGAGGGCAUCGAGCUGACAAAAAGCCUAAAUGGGUUUCUGCGGAGGG
Molecule: messenger RNA, 805 nt
Organism: Didymodactylos carnosus
Lineage: Eukaryota; Metazoa; Rotifera; Eurotatoria; Philodinida; Philodinidae
Source: the annotation of a GenBank genome assembly